Molecule: messenger RNA, 1555 nt
Organism: Aspergillus steynii IBT 23096
Lineage: Eukaryota; Fungi; Ascomycota; Eurotiomycetes; Eurotiales; Aspergillaceae
Gene: ppt1
Product: protein serine/threonine phosphatase PPT1
Exons: 2
Coding region: 221-1213 (330 amino acids)
Cellular component (GO): cytosol; nucleus
Molecular function (GO): protein serine/threonine phosphatase activity
Source: RefSeq, a predicted model, not a curated record
UGACUAGGCCUACUGGAGACGUGCCCUUGCGAACACGGCUAUCCUGAACUACCGCGAUGCACUAAAAGACUUCAAGGCCGUCGUGAAGAAGGAACCGGGCAAUCGCGAUGCGAAGGUCAAGCUGACGGAUUGCGAGAAGCUUGUGCGUCGGUUGGAGUUCGAGAAAGCCAUUGAAGUCGGGGACCCGCCGUCGGCCUUUGAGGACCUGGACAUCGAUUCGAUGGCGGUGGACGCCAGCUACGACGGUGUGCGAUUGGACAAGGAGAUGACGCAGGAGUUUAUCGAUGACAUGAUUGAACGGUUCAAGAACGGCAAGAAGAUUCACCGCAAGUACGCGUUCCAGAUCAUCAAGGCCGUCAAGGAUCUCGUGUACGCCGAGCCCACGAUGGUCGAGGUUGGCGUGGAACAGGGCAAGCGGUUGACGGUUUGCGGUGAUACGCACGGGCAGUUCUUUGACCUGCUGGAAAUCUUCCGGUUGAACGGCUACCCGACCGAUACGCAUGCCUACCUCUUCAACGGCGAUUUCGUGGAUCGUGGAUCGUGGUCCACGGAGAUUGCCUUGCUCCUGUACGCCUACAAGUGGCUGCGGCCCGACGGUAUUUUCCUGAACCGCGGAAACCACGAGACGGACGACAUGAACAAGGUCUACGGCUUCGAGGGCGAGUGCAAGGCCAAGUACAACGAGACGGUGUUCAAGGUGUUCUCCGAGUCCUUCUCCGCUCUCCCGCUGGCCACCUUGAUCGGCAACAAGUAUCUGGUUCUGCACGGCGGUCUCUUCUCCGACGACAAGACUACUCUGGACGACAUCCGAAAGUUGAACCGCCACAACCAGCGACAGCCGGGCCAGCAGGGUCUGAUGAUGGAGAUGCUAUGGACCGACCCCCAGACGGAGCCUGGUCGCGGACCCAGCAAGCGUGGCGUUGGCCUUCAGUUCGGACCCGACGUCACGAAGCGAUUCUGCGAAAACAACGGCCUGGAAGCCAUCAUCCGUUCCCACGAGGUUCGUAUGGAUGGUUACGAGGUUGAGCACGAUGGCCGCUGCAUCACGGUGUUCUCCGCUCCCAAGUACUGCGACACCACGGAGAACAAGGGUGCCUUCAUCAAGAUCGGCCCCGAGCUUAAACUGGAAUACCAGGUGUUUGAGGCUGUGCCUCACCCGGACAUCAAGCCGAUGGCUUAUGUGCAAAACUCGAUCAUGUCGUCUAUGAUGUGAGAUGAAAAACGACUGGAUUGAAAGGCGUUUACGGCAAGAUUAUAUAGGGGCGAAUGCCUCGAUCGGUCAUAGAGGAGACCUGGGUGCCAGUCCCCCGGCAGCGUAUCUGAUAUUGAAGGGAAGUGCAUGGAACGAACUUGGAUAUCGAUGAAGCUGUACCUUAUGGAAUGAUGAUUUGACUCUUGCAUAGCGGAGACAAUGGAUUUUUUUCUGGAUCAAGGCUUGGCUCCUUUUAUGUGUUUUUUUUUUUUUUUUAUUUUUCUUCUUCUCACCUGGCCUUUCACGUUUAUUAUUUUUCUUCUUAAAUUUACACCCUAAAUCUUGGCUUAACCAGCAAAAUAG